UCUCUACUAAAUUAUGUUAUAAGCAUUCAACAUAGGACUAGAAAUUAUAGUUGCAAGAGCUAUGAAGUUCUUAGCUGAUUUUCUUUCUUGUUAUAGUGGUUCUGUUAGUAAUAAUAAUAGUCCCAAAAUUGAGGCAUGUUCUCUUGUUCAAGUAACAUGCAUAGAAGAAAAUACCAUCAGGCCUCGAAAAUUAGCUCGUAGAAAUUCAUCAUCAUCAUCAAAGAGAUUUUGGCAGCCAACUCUAUACACCAUCUCUGAAAAUGAUACCAUCAAAGUACAAGAAGGGAUCAAAGCCACCACCAAGAAGAUGAAAAACUAUAGACCCAAAACUACCUCUCAAGCUUGUGCUUAUUACAAUGAUCUGAGGUAUUUGCAACUAUUUGAUAUUAGAUUUGCCUUGUUGUAGGGUACAAGCUCAGUUUCAGACAAGUGUUAUGGCACUAUCAGCAGUACCCUUCGUGUUUUAAUCUCCUUUUCUAGUUACUCUAUUCAUGUCUUCCUGAGAAGUACGUGUGCUUAGUGUCAUCAUGAUACACAUCUCAAUGAAUGAAAUGUUUUUAAUUGUCCUUCA
Molecule: messenger RNA, 571 nt
Organism: Capsicum annuum
Lineage: Eukaryota; Viridiplantae; Streptophyta; Magnoliopsida; Solanales; Solanaceae
Exons: 2
Coding region: 62-406 (114 amino acids)
Source: RefSeq, a predicted model, not a curated record